Molecule: messenger RNA, 4176 nt
Organism: Sardina pilchardus (European sardine)
Lineage: Eukaryota; Metazoa; Chordata; Actinopteri; Clupeiformes; Clupeidae
Gene: prob1
Product: proline-rich basic protein 1
Exons: 2
Coding region: 200-3517 (1105 amino acids)
Cellular component (GO): nucleoplasm
Source: RefSeq, a predicted model, not a curated record
UGUUUUACUUGUCUCAGCACCACAGACAUCCAGCUUAACUAAUCAUGUCUCACCAACACCUGUCACAACAAAUGAGACUUUGAGAGAAACAGCACACGAGUCCACCAUCAAAGCUUUUCAAACAGCUAAAGUAUUUCUGUCAAAGCCCUCUCAAUCCCCAAGAAUCAAUAUUCCAUUGAGAGAUAUAGCUAAAGUCAGCAUGACCACCCAUACCGACACCAACACCAACACCAACACCAAGGCAGGAUUUGGCAUUCCACCUCCUCAGUCCAAUUUCAACACUAUUUUGAUCACACCCAAGGGAAAUCAAUACAACUGGGACGGGGCGAGGGAAAUCAGUGGCACCAUGCCAACAGAGGUGCCCCCGAAACAGGGGCCAUGUCUUGCAGAGGUGGCUGGCAACAAUAUGGCUGAGGGGAGCAGACUGUACCAUCGAAGCCAGCCUAUGGAGGAGAGCCUGGCUGGGGUGGGGGAGGGUCAGGACACGGUAGCCAGUUGCGGACUGGAGCAGGCUGGACUGUCACUCAGGGACAGAAAUAGAAAAGCGUCUGCAAGCUGCAUCUCGACACUCACAGCCAGUGCACGCAGGUCAGGAAUCCCGCCACACUGUUAUUCUGAGUGUAUCCUCGCAACCGCGCAGCAACACCAGCCGCACAGUCCUCCUGAAUUGCGGAGGUGGCAAAAGCAGAGCGGGCAAGUCGCCUGGAGGUCUAGAGCGCUCCCACAGAAACUCGCCGGCAGCUCUAGGAAAGACUUCAGCGCCACACAGCAGAGCAGUGGACAGAGCAACAUGGGCACGAAGGGCAGCGAGACUGACAGUGAGGUCAAGACUCUCAGUAACCUGCCAGCGAAGACAUUCUCCAGUCCCGACGCAAACUACUUGGAUGUUUACAACCUCACGUGCAGGUCUGCCUCUCAGCCUUACAUAGAGAGCACUUUCAAUGGCUGGACAGUGGACCAGCUUUCCUUCAAUCACAACACAUCUGCGUGCUCCGAGACCAGCAGUGUCGAGUGUAUUGAUGUGGCUCUGGAAACCCACGAAGAGGUGCAGCGAGGCAGCAUGAAGACAGUCCCCAAGAGACAGAUUCAGCUGAAGAGGAAGGACGCGGCGAACGAGUCGAACGCCAACGAAAACCAAGACGACGAGCCCCGGGAGGCCCCUCCGACGCCCAGCCGUCCACGGGACAUCUUCAAGCGUCAGCACAGCACGCCGGCAGCCUUUCACCAGGAGUCACAUGGGCCUGAGCAGAGGUCAGUUCAGGCUGAACGCAAACAGAGGUUGCAGAAGUCGCUGUCGCUGGACGAGACUUCCAGUCGAACCAAAAUGGCCUCCUGUCUGAUAAAGAAUGUCUUGUCGAAGAAGAUGCAACAUGAGCAGGGCGUUCGUAACACCGAGGUGCAGGAGAGUGCUUUUGCCACUGUCAAGGUGCAAACCAUGAACGACCAUGAUAAUUAUCAGCUGCCAUCUACCAAAGAAAUCUCCACCGAACCCAUCACAAAAAUGAGCCCAAGAUCAAGUGCACCCUCACAGCAAAUGGUGGCCUCACACAGCCCUCCACUGAAGGCUCCGACCGGCUCAGUCAAAGAAUACAUCAGUGUCAACGCCAAAACCCAACAGAAACCUGUCACCAAGCACAGAUUCAACUCCUUUCACUACGGACCCGGACGGGCCGAGUUUCAGGACGACAGCCCAGAAAUAACCACUGUUACGGACAGUCAGAAAGCAGAGAAGGCGAGUCCCAGAGACGAGGCUGCGCGGCUGGCUUGCUGGAGCCCGGGGGAGAAGCUAUCCUGUGACUCAGCAAAGGGCAGAGCCUGGAACACGAGUGCAGCGCUAAGCAGGGCCACAGGCUCCCAGGCCUGCCUGAAAGCCACACCCGAGGAAUGCUGCGCGGGGAAGGGGAACCAUAAACAACAGCCCGUCAAGAGCCAACUGCCAGCACCCAAGGCAUGGGAGAAAGACGUUAGGAAAGACAAACUGUCUGGCAACGUAGAAAUGCCGGCAAGUCCACAGAAAUUGUCUGGCCUUCUCUCAGAUUUGGAGAUAAGUUCAGACGAAAGUAAUCAGACUUUGACUCCUGAGAGCACGACAGGGUCUGGAAAGGAGCAGCUUCUAGAAAGAGGGGACCUGAAGGUACCAGCGCAAUUUGGCAAUGUGAGUACACACGACAAGUUGAAAGGAAUUGCGCCAGUUCAUGUGGUCAGGGAUAUGAGAAGUCUGGUAAAAAAUACAUAUAACCUGUCCUUUCGGGGGCCUGGCGAUGCACUGCAGGGACUUGAAGAAAGCCUCAGUGCUCUAAAAUCAGCCACACCAUUGUGCAAGAGAACAGGUGAUAAAGGCAACAUGUUCGGGUCUGGAGACAAACAGCUGGGGAAGAAAGCCAAGGCAUCACCACCUGUGCAGGCAGAGAAGACGAGGGAUAAAAACUCUCAACACAACAGCCCCCGAGGAGGCCUGAAUAAGCUUGACACGGGAUUUACAAAGGUUAGUCCCAGCAGUCUGUCUGCUGCCAGCAGCUGUCUCGAGUCCAGCGCCAUGGAAGGAAUGAACAACAGCAGUAGCUUGAGCAAACUUGACGCUCAGAGUGACAACUCAAAAUGUAAACACACUGACCAGGCUGAGAGGCCUCUGCAAGCCUUACCGGAACCUUCUGCCGAGCUGCUGACUGAUGGAGAGGUGUCAGACCACAGGCAAGAGCCACUUGAUAGAAGGAAUGGUCUUUCCGAAGAGCACUUACAGCCACAGGCGGUGCAUAUGCAUGGAUUCGCAGCUGCAUCGCAGUGUUAUCCAUCUGUACUACCCCAGCCCCAGGGCACUCCAGCUUGCAUGCUCACCGCAGCCAUCACCCCCCAUGCCCAGGUCUUGCCCACAUACUACUACAAAGCCAAUCCUCUGAGUUACCCAUCGAUGUCCCCGCAUGUGAGCUUUGUGCAGGGUCCCGUGAUACUCCAGACGUCAGCUCAGCCCAUGUCAUCCACCGGGCCCAGUCCUCUAGUGAAGCAUGUCUCAGAGGAUGGCCAACAGCCAGCCAUGAAUUGCUACACAGAUACUCGUCAGAGACAGAAGGGUUCUCCCAUGCAGACAGGAAAUGUAGAUACCCGGGGAGUCAAUGGUGAGCCGAAAAGGCCCUCUCCCGAAGCUCAGCCUUACCUGUGCGGCACCCAGACCCUCGUCCCAGUGCUGAGAUCUGAGGGCCGACGCAGCAGCGCUGGGGCGAUCUACCCCGAGCUGAUGGCGGCGGGUCAAGCGGCUCCUCCUCCUCGCCAUGUCCUGAUGGACCCCGAGACCGGGAGGUGCUUCUACGUGGACGUUCCCCUGCAACCACAGCGCAAGAUGCUGUUCGACCCCGAGACGUGCCAGUUCGUGGAGGUGCUGCUGCCCCAGCAGUCAAUGCCCAGCGCCGUCAUGUCCCCGCUGCCCAGUGCUAUGCCAUUCUCCUUCCCGACCGUGUACACCCCCAACUGUCUGCCCUACUUGCAGUCGCAUGCGCAGGUGCUGCCCCACCCAGGGCCCUGAGGAGGUCACCUGCAUGCCUCUGGAGGACUCUGGGUGUUGAGGCUCCCAUAAGCUGCUUAUAGAGAUUUACCAUGUGCUGUGUGGGAUGGAGUAUAUGUGUAACCAAUAAUGGAAGCGUUUUAUGUCAAAACUGAAGAAUUUUUUAGAUGUGGGCACAUCUUUCAAUUUGAUGUUCUGUCCCACAGCUGUGUUGGAGAGGAUGAUCUCUACUUGAAAACAGGAUAUCCGCUGAACCUAAAGGAAGUGAAUGUACAGUACAUGUAACAGUCUACCUCUGAACAGGAUUGUUACGAAUUGAUACAUAGACACGCACUGAGAGCACACAACAGGGAAAAAGGAGACAUUGAGUAGACAAGAGUUUGACUUCUUACUUGGUUUAAGAAUGUGUCGGUGAAAUGGAUGUUGUUAAGGGUGUGAAAAGGUUUUCAUGCUUCCCAGAGUAGCAUGUUUUCAGUGGCAAUGGUGGAAAUGUUUUCUGUGGUUGUGUAAGUGACAGAUGGUGUGAUGCUCACUUGUGGUCUGUACAGUAGAUGUUCCAAACAAAUAUCUGCACUUCCUUGAACUAACUUUAUAGUAAGAAUUGAGUGACUUAAGAGUUAUUAUAUUUUUGUAUACAGUGUUUAUGUGGGUUGAAAUGUAUUGUUGAAAGUGAGUAAUGU